Messenger RNA from Vombatus ursinus (common wombat), 5839 nucleotides. It is a transcript of the gene GRB10, whose product is annotated as growth factor receptor bound protein 10. The transcript has 21 exons. The record is from RefSeq and is a predicted model, not a curated record. Gene Ontology annotation, biological process: insulin receptor signaling pathway; negative regulation of insulin receptor signaling pathway; negative regulation of Wnt signaling pathway. Gene Ontology annotation, molecular function: insulin receptor binding. Lineage: Eukaryota; Metazoa; Chordata; Mammalia; Diprotodontia; Vombatidae. The coding region runs from base 713 to 2737 and encodes 674 amino acids.
GCUGGAGAGUCAGCUGAGCCUCUCUCUGUGAGAGCCCCAGAGCCCGGUCCUCGGAGGAGGAGGAGGAGAAAUCGCAGGCGGCGGCGGCGGCGGCGGCGGCGGCAGCCGCCCUAUCCCCAGGAGCUCCAGCGGCGGGAGGAGGAGAGAAAGAGAAAGAGGGAGAAGGAGAGAGAGGAGACUGGGCGAUUCCGGCGGCGGCGAUUGCGAAGGCGAAGCCACAUAAGUUUUCUUGAAAAUCCUUUUACGGCCGACUACGUGCACGGGCGUGCGAAUCUUCUGCGGAACGACUGGGCAACUACGGGAGUACCCAGUCCUGCCUUCCCGCUCCGAAAGUGCCAGUCUUGCCCCCUCCCCCCCUUUUUUCCCUUCUUUCUCCUGCCUCGAAUCGGUUCAGCUUGCCACCCGACCCUCGAGCGAAGGCUCCUACCGGGACCUCCGGAGCCAGUUGUGAGCGGGGUGGGGGCCCAGGGGCGACUCUGAGGAAGGAGGCAGCAGCAAACAGCACCAACAGCAGCUUCGGAGUUUCCUGACAUGGUAUUCGGGAGUGGACUCAGCGCUCAGAACAGAUGUCCCAGUGAUUGGCAGUUUUAAUGCUUCUCCAGUUUCACUCAGUCAAGUGAGGAUAGACACCAGCCUAUUAGUGAGACUGGACAAAACCGUGACUGGUGGAGUACCACAGUAAAUGUAAUUUGAAGAAAGCAAGAAAGAACCAAUGGCUUUAGCUGGCUGCCCGGAUUCCUUUUUGCAUCAUCCAUAUUACCAGGACAAGGUAGAUCAGACUUCUACUCACGGUCAGAGCAAGCUAGUGGAACCUGGAUUCCAAGAACAACCUACCCGAGUCGCCUUAAAUCACCAAGAUGACGACGUGGACUUGGAAGCUUUGGUAAAUGACAUGAACUCCUCAUUUGAAAGUUUGUAUUCUACAUGUAGCAUGCAGUCAGAAACUGCCCCCCUCCUUCAAAAUGGUCAACAUAACCGUAGCCAGUUGCCAACCUCAGGAACAAGUGCCCUCCAGCAGCAAGCGUCCCCAAAACAGAAAGUUCAGCGCUCUCAACCCAUGCACAUUCUAGCAGUCAGACGCCUUCAGGAAGAAGACCAACAAUUUAGAACCUCGUCUCUGCCCGCCAUACCAAAUCCAUUUCCUGAGCUUUGCAGCCCCACUAAUUCUCCUGUUCUCACAACAAGCUCUUUACCUCAGAAUCAACCAGCCAGCAAGCAGGACCGGGUGUGGUGGUGCACACCUAUAAUCUCUGCUACCUUGGGAGGCUACAUUCAGUAUUGUGAUGGUAAGCCAGGAGGAGCAGGAGGCCAGCAGGUUACCAUGGGAGGAGCGAACCAGCCCAGGGUGGAAAUGGAGCAGGUCAGAGUUGCCAUGCCAAUGAGUAGUGAGAUUCGGCUGGCACCCACUGGACAUUUGGAGCAUGCGAUUGUUAACCCUCGGCCAAGUUUGCAUAGUGGCAGUGGAGGAGAUAAUAGCUGGAAUUACACAGCCACAGCAGAAAUAGCAGCGAAUCCCACAGUGACCAUGCGCUGCAAUGUAGAGGGAGGGAAAAAGAGAAAAGAAUAUUCCCAGCUUGGGUCACCCCUGAGGACACUGAUGAUAGAAGAAAGGUGCUUAGAAGACCAUGAGCUGGUGGUCCAAGUGGAAAGCACAAUGGGAGGUGAAAGUAAAUUUUUAUUCAGGAAGAAUUAUGCAAAAUAUGAGUUUUUCAAAAAUCCCAUGAAUUUCUUCCCAGAACAGAUGGUGGCUUGGUGUCAGCAAUCAAAUGGCAGUAUUCCCCAAACUCAGCUUUUGCAGAAUUUUUUAAACUCCAGCAGUUGUCCUGAAAUUCAAGGUUUUUUACAUGUGAAAGAGCUAGGCAGGAAGUCCUGGAAAAAAUUAUAUGUCUAUUUGCGAAGAUCAGGACUUUAUUGCUCCACAAAAGGAACUUCAAAGGAGCCAAGGCAUCUGCAGUUACUGGCUGACCUGGAAGACAGCAAUAUCUUUUCUCUGAUAGCAGGCAGGAAACAGUAUAAUGCCCCUACAGACUAUGGGUUUUGUAUAAAGCCAAACAAAUUAAGGAAUGAGACAAAAGACCUCAGGUUACUGUGUGCUGAAGAUGAACAGAGCAGAACGUGUUGGAUGACGGCUUUUAGGCUCCUCAAGUAUGGCAUGCUCCUUUAUCAGAAUUACAGAAUUCCACAGCAGAGGAAAGCCUGGCUUUCCCACUUCUCAACCCCCGUGCGCAGUGUGUCUGAGAACUCUCUCGUAGCAAUGGACUUUUCCGGUCAAACAGGAAGAGUGAUUGAGAACCCUGCUGAAGCUCAAAGCGCAGCCUUGGAAGAGGGCCAUGCGUGGAGGAAACGAAGCACAAGGAUGAAUGUCUUAGGUAGCCAAAGUCCCCUCCACCCUUCUACGCUAAGCACAGUGAUCCAUAGGACCCAAAACUGGUUUCAUGGAAGGAUUUCUCGGGAAGAAUCCCAUAGGAUUAUUAAACAGCAGGGGCUUGUGGAUGGGCUCUUCCUCCUUCGUGACAGCCAGAGUAAUCCAAAGGCAUUUGUACUCACACUGUGCCAUCACCAGAAAAUCAAAAAUUUCCAGAUAUUACCUUGUGAGGACGAGGGACAAAUGUUCUUCAGCCUUGAUGAUGGAAAUACCAAAUUCACCGAUCUGAUCCAACUUGUUGAGUUCUACCAGCUAAACAAAGGAGUUUUGCCUUGCAAACUCAAACAUCACUGUAUCAGAGUGGCCUUAUGACCUUGAAUUUGGCUCUUGGUUGAAGACUGGAUUUGCUAGAAGAAUAACUAAGAGAAAGUUAACACUGGAAUGGAUGAGCAGGUCUGUAAAUUGGUUUAAAAGUUAUGUUCUGCACCUCAAGACUCUCAAAGGGAUGGAUUCAGUGGGUGCCAACAGACCAAGAUCCUCCUGGUUUGUCCAACACCUAAGAAUGAUCUGCUGCUGAGUAUCCCAGCACACCUUCCUCCCCUUGCCAAAUAAAGGAAGGCAUGUAGAAUUGUGUGCAAAUUUGAGACUAAACUGGAAUGAUCAUCUUGACUGGGCCACUUAACAGGAACAGGUUCUGAAGAGAAAUCAUUGGAAAAGGACUCUUGCCCUGGAAUAAUCUUGACAAUUAAAACUGGUGUGUUUACUUUUUUUGUAUUGAUCACUUUUUUUUUUUUUUGCACUCCUACUUUGUUUUGGAUAUUGUAUACAGCCUAUAUUAGGACAUGAUGUGGCUUUUCAAUUCAUGGUAGGAGCUAAAAAGUCUCCGCCUGUCAGAAUUAGAAGACCUAAAGUGUUGGGUCUCAGCAUUUCUCCAAGGGCAGUUUCUGCUCUCAGCUGAUUAAAGCAGUGUGAAUUCAGUUCUAAAACUAUAACUCCACCAACCCAGUGGGCUUUGAAAAUCAUUGAUGAGGUUUUUAUCCUUGGGGAAAUGACUGGUAUACAUGUAGCAUAAUUAAUGGACCCAGUCAUGAGACCCCAGUCUAGUCAUCCAAUUUCUAUGCACAAAUGUUUGAACCUUUUGUUGUUAACAUGUGUGUUAUAUUUUCCUCCCAGCCAAAUAGUUUUUAUUCUUUAGGAAAUUCACUGUUACACAAUCACAACUGAAUGACCAUGCUGGCUGGUUUCUAUGAAAAAUCACCAAUGCUGAUCGUGUGCUUGUUAGGACAAAUGAUCGGCCUUUUAUUUUUUUUUAGCUUUAUGUCCUCCAUGGUCUUUAGUUUCUUUCAGAAACACCACCAUAUUACCAUCAUCAGCCUGUUGAAAGGCUAAAUAAUGCUACAGAAUCCAGCCCAAGCCCCUGUCAUGGAUAGAGUUCCAGGAGUUUAAAAGAAAAAUGGCUCCUAUUUUGUUUACUGCAGUGAAUGUCCUGAAUGUCUCCAUGGUGAGAAACAUCCACAAACAACAAAGUGGACACAGACUCAACCUGACAUUUAAGAUGUUUUGACCUUGUGACCUCCAUCCUGCUGAAAGAAACACACACAUACACACACACACACACACACACACACACACACACACACACACACGUAAGCCAGCUGACUGCAAGCCGAUUAAGAGUAUUUUACUACUGGCUUAUGAUCAGAAUUGCUUCGUUGUCAAUGUUUAAAUUGAAUAUUUAGUCAUAACACAAUAUUGGUUUUCCUUUUUUCUGAUGAGCCGGAAAGACCGUGGCUACGGUCUUUCCCGAUUUUCCAUCCCACAUCUCCCAGUCCUUGCCUCUUAGCCCGAACAUAGAAACCAGGCAUGAAAAAUAGCCAUUUCCCCUUUUCUCUACAGAUUGGAAAGUGCUUACUUGAAAGGGUGUUCAGACUACUGUGGUGAACAAAAUAGUUUUCUUUUAACCUAGCAGUGAGAAUGCGGACCGGCUCCCUGAUUGGUGUUAGCCACUGGAUUGCUUUAAAAAUCCUCUCUGCUGAAGGAAAAAAUCAUUUCAUACUGCUCUUUGGUCAUCAUAUAUAGCUUUGACAGUAGUUUAAGACAAAAAUGUAACAAGCUUAAGUAAUACAUAUCAGCUAUAACUAUGUCGAUGGUAUAGAAACACUGUAUUUUAGUUUACAGAUCACAUUCUAGUAUUUUCCAUGAAAUGUCUACUUAGAAGAUGGAGAUUUUUUUUUUUUAGCAAAAUGUGUUUUUCAGCUGCAAUAUGGAACUGCAUUUUCCUGCCUUUUUUUUUUUUUCCCUUUUAGCCACUCUUUUCAAACAAUCAGAAAUUUGGCUAAUAACUGUUCAUAUUUCCAACUUCACUUUGCAUGCGUGAUUCAGCCUCACUUUGGGGGGAAGACACAGCUAUUAUAAACUUUUCUAUUUGGUGGAUUGAAAUAAACCUUUUUUCGGUUUUUUGGCUAUAAGAUUUAUUUUCUGUUUACAUAGAUUGGUUCCAAUAAUUCAUUUCCCCCCUCCACCCCACCCACCACCAGUAGACAGCUAGUAUUUGCAGUGUUUUGUAUUUAUAAACUUGCAUUUUAUUUAAAUGGAGAUAAAUAAAAGUUUGACUCUGAAUCACAAUUUUGUACGUAUGUAGAUGGUUGACUUAGUCUUUUGUACUUUUCCAGCCUAAGUGAACUGUUUGAGAAAGUAACCAGUCUCAGAGUGGUCACAAGCUUACUCUGCCAGCUCACAGCUCACUUUCCACUUCCCUUUGUGCUGGGUCACUGAGAGAGCACCACCCUAUAACAAACAAACCAACCAACAAAUCCAGUAGAAUCAGCUGGGUUCCAGCUUAGCAAACCAAGGACUGAAGGACGUUUGACUUUUAUUUUUGUAUUUAAAUGACAUGAAUGUAAAGGGGACGCUCAGGGUUGUUUUGGAGCCUGUUGAAUUUUUUUUUUUGUCUUUGCCUGUGAUUUUUAUUUUCUAAAUGAAAACUUCAUGUAGCAAUCUUGAAUAUGUUGAGAAGGAAAAUGCCAAACGGUUUUGGUAAUAAAGUUAGUAGUUAAGUUAUGUUACACUAGGUGUUAAAGUACAGAAAGCUUUUAUUUGUUAAACCUUGAAGAAACACGUGCCUCAGUUUAGAUGUUUUGUCUUAUCUUUUCUGCACUAAAUAAGUACCUGACAGUUUGACCAAUCAAUGCACCUUUCCAGUGGCAAGACUUGCUUAUCGUAAAUUAUAUUUGUCACAAUGCAAGAUGUAGUAACUGUAAAAUGGAAUAAAGUUGAAAAGUUUUCAGGGAAUGCAAAAGGUAUUAACUUAAAGACAAAACUUUUAUUCAGUAUGCUUUGCUUCAUACUGUAAAUAGCUUUUGGGCUUGUGAACCUAAUUGUAAUCUGUCUUUCAGGUAUUUUUGUACAAAUAAGGGACUGAUAUUCUGUUUCUUGUAAUUAGAAAUAAACAUUAAUACAAUGCUAUUCAUUUUA